GAUCAGAGCGCUAGGAGGCUGCAGCGAUUUCUCCGUGGGGCUCCCAGACCCAGUGGACAUUUCCUGUUCUGCCCCUGGACGUUCAAGCCAAAACUUUACAAAACAUCCUUUUCCCUAGAACCAAGUGUUUGGUUCGGAGACCCACCCCUCCCCACGUCGGUGAUCUCAGAGCCUGCCCUCCCCUUCCUUUCUCGGAACCGCUCCCUGAUCAGGGGCGUCAGCUUCCCAGCAGAGGUGAUGGAGCCACUGUAGCAGGUGGUGCCAAUGGGAGAGAGGAGACCGGGGGACCACCGCCUACGAGGAGCCGGAGCUGGAGGAGCCGCGCUCAUGGCGUUCAGCCCCUGGCAGAUCCUGUCCCCCGUGCAGUGGGCGAAAUGGACGUGGUCCGCGGUGCGCGGCGGGGGCGCCGGAGGGGACGAGGCCGGAGGGUCGGAGGGCGACCCCGAGGAGGAGGACUCGCAAGCCGAGACCAAAUCCUUGAGUUUCAGCUCGGAUUCUGAAGGUAAUUUUGAGACCCCUGAAGCUGAAACGCCCAUCAGAUCACCUUUCAAAGAAUCCUGUGAUUCACAGCUGGGACUGGCAGGCCCCGGGGCCAAAACCCAAGAUUCACAAGAAGUGGACGAACAUCUGGUGGCAGAAGUGGUAGAAAAAUUUUCGACAGAGGCUUGUUCUAGACCCUCGGAACACGAGGUGGCUCCACGGGCUGCUGCAGACUCUUCCCCCAUCAAGGAUCUCAGAGAAGAACCUGAACACGAUGUUAGCAAAAUCUCAAUAGUGAGGCCAUUUUCCAUAGAAACCAAGAAGCCCACAGAUGUCCUGGCGGCGCUUGGAACAAAAGCAGCUCAUGGCAGCACCCCUGCUGUCUUAGGCGAGGUGGCGGCCCCCCGCUCAGUGGGUGGCACCCAGGACGAGGCGAUGACAGAGGACAAUAUAGGGGUCAUGCUGGGGGCUUCCACGGAGGUCGACCUGAAGACGGGGAGCACGGGCCUGGAGCCCGCAGUUGGCAGAAGCAGGCUGAGGAAGCCCAAGCCCGUACCCCUGAGGAAGAAGGCAAUUGGCAGCGAGUUCUUGGGUUCCGACCUGGCUCCGGAGGGCACGCACCUCACCAGGCCGUCCUGCCGGUUCGGUCCUGAUGAGGUGGCUGAGAAUUCCAGCCCUUCCCGACUAGGAGUUGCCAGGAUCCAGAAACAUCCCCCUGCAGUUAAGGAGAGGCCAGGCGUCCCUAGUAGUGACACCAACGACUCAGGGUUUGAGGUGCUUGAGGAGGCAAGGGGCUCACCUCUGAGGCUCCAGUUGGAUUUCGCAGAAGAUGUGGAAGAUGCAGAGUCCAGGGAAUCCCUCCCGCAAAAACUGGGCAGGAAGCUGGGGAACAGACUGACCCCCGAGGUCAGGAAAGAUUGCUCUGGGGAGCCAGUGGGCGCCAAAGAUUUGGAGUUGCUUCCAGGCCUGGCUGCAGAGGAUGCUCCCGGCCUCCGAGACUCUCCGCCGUUGGACCCCCGUCCCUGGGAAAGCCCUGGCCUCGGUCCCUUUGGAAGCCCCUCCAUCCUGCAGCACUGCCCCCCGCUCCCCUCUCAGGGCUCCUACUGCUUCGACCAGGACGACAUUGACGAAUCCCUGGAUCCCUUUAAACCCACUCUGACUUUAACAGGCAGUGACUUUGUGUCUCCCACCGGUAAUCAUAUCAGUGAAAUCUUAGAGUCACCCAAGAAGCCAAAGUCACGUUUAAUAACGAGUGGCUGUAAGGUGAAGAAAUAUGAAGCCCAGUCUCUUGCUUUGGAUGGGUGUUCUCAGGAUGAAGGAGCAGUGAUCUCCCAGAUUUCUGACAUUUCCAACAGGGAUGGCCAUGCAACAGAUGAGGAGAAGCUGGCGUCCACAACCUGCGGUCAGAAACCCACCGGGGCCGAGGGGAAAGGUGAGCCAGAGGAAGACCUGGAGUACUUUGACUGUUCCCAUGUUCCCGUGUCUGCCAUAAAUCAUACGUUUUCAUCCUCAGAAGCAGGCAUGGAGAAAGAGAUGAGCCUGAAGAUGGAGAAGGAUGGAUCCACCAUGCCCGGAACCUUGGAGGCCCCGAUGGAGAAGGCUCCUGUGUCUGUGGCCUGUGGAGGGGAGAGCCCCUUGGACGGCAUCUGCCUCAGUGAGUCAGACAAGACCGCCGUGCUCACCCUGAUCAGAGAAGAGAUAAUCACUAAAGAGAUUGAAGCAAAUGAAUGGAAGAAAAAAUAUGAAGAAACCCGACAAGAAGUCUUGGAGAUGAGGAAAAUUGUGGCCGAGUAUGAGAAGACCAUUGCCCAAAUGAUCGAAGACGAACAGAGGGCAAGUAUGACCUCCCAGAAGAGCUUCCAGCAGCUGAGCAUGGAGAAGGAGCAGGCGCUGGCCGACCUCAACUCCGUGGAGAGGUCCCUCUCCGACCUCUUCAGGCGAUAUGAGAACCUGAAAGGCGUCCUGGAGGGGUUCAAGAAGAAUGAAGAAGCCUUGAAAAAAUGUGCUCAGGAUUACUUAGCCAGAGUUAAACAAGAGGAGCAGCGGUACCAGGCCCUGAAAAUCCACGCGGAAGAAAAACUAGACAAAGCCAAUGAAGAGAUUGCUCAGGUUCGAACAAAAGCCAAGGCUGAGAGCGCUGCUCUGCAUGCGGGGCUCCGGAAAGAGCAGAUGAAGGUGGAGUCCCUGGAGAGGGCCCUGCAGCAGAAGAACCAAGAAAUCGAAGAACUGACGAAAAUCUGUGAUGAGCUGAUUGCAAAGCUGGGAAAGACAGACUGAGUACCCCGAUUAGCUCAGCAGAUCUGCAUUUGGCUGCUUCUCUCGUGACCAUGAUUAUCUUGCCUUAUCCAGGAAUAAUUGCCCCUUUGCAGAGAAGAGAAAAAAAAAAAAAAAAAACUUCACGAAAGCACAUGCCUACUGCUGCCUGUUCCGCUUUGCUUUUGAAGCAACAGCCCGGAGGGAGCUCUGGAGUUUGCACAACCACCAAAGGAGGGGCUCGCCUGGCCAUCCCGUCUCGGUUAGACGGGCUGCCAAGGCCACUGGGAGUUCUCCAUCUUUAGUUGGAUUUAAAGUUGUCUUUACUUUCCCCAAGUGCAUUCAGUUUAUGAGUUUGUGGCCACCUUUGGGACCAUCUCCUGUCCACCACCUGAUUUUUUAUUUUUUAAUUCAUCUUUUAAAUUUCAUUCUCAGUAUGAGUGGUUUUAUUUGAGGAGAUAAAUUGGCUUCUUGUUACUUCCAGCUUAUAGGCAAGAAGGGACUCUGAUACCCAUUUAUGCACACGCUCACACAUACAUACAAGCUCUCACACAGGUGCACACGCUCACGCACGCACACACACACGCUCACACAUACACAUAUAUGCUCUCACACAGGUGCACAUGCUCUCUCUCUCUCUCACACACACACACACACACACACACGUGUUUAUUUGUGCUGCUGGGUCUUCUCCCCUAAAGCAUAGUCAGAUAAGACCAUCUCUAGAGAAGAGCGUGUUUCCAUAAAUGUAAAACCCUAUUUUGAAACAGAGUCCUGGCUCAGAAGGCUAACUUCAGAAUUUGGGGGGAUGGAGCUGUGAGGCCCUGAGACUUGGUACCUGAUGUGACUUGUCACCUCAGACUCAGGUGACAUGUUGAGGGAGCCUGUUGGCCCACAUGUCCUGUCACCCCAGUACUGGGACGCUCCUCAGCCUGGAUGUGUAGCCCCUUUGGGGUUAGACGGCCAAGCCAGAGUGACUGGCUUUCUGGACUGUGGUUCCCUCACAGCUGGGGUCUGGCAAGUCUGUCCUGGAGCCAUCUGUCUCCUUUUGUUGCUACAAAAUCAACAUUCACUCUCUCUUUAUAUUUCUAUUUGAAAUAGGCAAAGAAAACUUCCUCAUUUAAGGUUUAGAUAGAUCUGUUUAAUGAACCCCACUAGCAAUUAUGAGGUGAAGCAAUGGUUGGAUUUUUGCAAAUGUGAUGCAUUAUUCUUCAGGUUUUAGUUUUUUUGGGUUUUUUUCUUUUCAAAGGCCAAAAAAAAAAAAAAAAUCCUUUCAGACUCAGUAGAAUUUGUAACAAAAACAGGCAGGAAAAAAUUCAUGUGAACCACUCCAAAAAUCGGCACAUUUUGAAUAUUUUUAAGCCAAGGCUAUUUGAGUACUGAGGAAGGUGGGUGCAGUGAGCAGCACCCCACCCCCUACCAAACCAAAUUCUUCUAGCUGUUCUCAGACUCCCAUUCAGAGUGGCGGGGACCCUUGACCCCAGAAUGGAGAUUUCCCGUCUGCCCAGUGUACCCUCCCAUUUGACAGGCAAAACCAAAUCCACGCAGGUGUUUUCAAGCACUCUUUUGUCUUAAUCUGAACACCCUGACCGUCUUCAUGGUGAUAAGCGCUAUCUUCGGUACACGUAAGUUCUCGUACUUUUCUCGUGAACUAUUGCAUGAUCCACCUUCAGCAAUGACCUGUGCCUAGUGGAGACCCUCCGUAGCUCUUAAAAGGUGACCUUUUUUCUUUAGCCUGUGCUAUUCACACGGGUGCAAUCUUUAGCCCCAGGGAGGUCAGUAAAGUCUUUUGAAGCCAGAAGUCCCAUUUUUUUUCCCCCUAUAUGCAUUUAUCCUAAUUGGUGCUUAGGCUGUAUUUUAAAGCCUGUUGUCUUAACAUUUUAUAUGAGGAAAAAAAAAAAAAAAGAACCACAGACAUGCUCUGUGUUUGGAGAAGUGACUUGACAAUCAUUUGGGCCUUGAAAGCAGUCCCCGUGGCUUGAUUACGAAUGCCGUCAUAGGGUUCUUGGAGGAACAGGUGUCUCCCGGUGGGGUCACCAGCGGCCUCUUUAAACCCUAGAGAAACUUAACUUGGCGUUUUGCAGGGGGG
Messenger RNA from Phacochoerus africanus (Common warthog), 4822 nucleotides. RefSeq names its product transforming acidic coiled-coil containing protein 1 (gene TACC1). Gene Ontology annotation, cellular component: cytoplasm. Lineage: Eukaryota; Metazoa; Chordata; Mammalia; Artiodactyla; Suidae. The transcript has 14 exons. Gene Ontology annotation, biological process: cell population proliferation; cerebral cortex development; mitotic spindle organization. The coding region runs from base 265 to 2757 and encodes 830 amino acids. The record is from RefSeq and is a predicted model, not a curated record.